AUAUCGAUAGAUCGGAGCGGCCGGCAGCGCGUCUACGAGUUCGUCCGUAUCGCGUCUUCGAAAGUCGAAACGGCAGCGGUUUUGUUUUCUUCGGAGCGGCCCGGUCGAUUCUUCAACAACCGCGAUCUCGUCUACGGAUGCGGGAUUUCUUUGUUGGCCAACCGUUAAAAUGAGCCUGAGCGUGGCACCGAGGAUGGCCAGGGGGCGAGGACGAGGGAUGGGCGGCCGUGGGAUCGGCGGCAGAGGCGGCGUCCCGUUCAAAGUGCAGAAAUUCGUGCCCAGGCAUCCUUUUGACAUGGUCCUAUGCGAACCCCAGUUUCCAAGAGUCAAACCCGCAGUAAAUGACGAACUCUUCACUCAAGCAUUGCUUAAGAGAAACACUGAUCUCACUCCUACUCCACAAGAACAAGCAGCCGUUCUUAACAUAGUAACUAAAAUUCAAGCGGUCUUUGAUAAUCUAAUUGUUGCGCCUGGAAAUUUUGACGCAUGUCAAGUAGAUGAAUCAAGACAAGUCGGUUCGUUCAAGAAAGGCACAAUGUUGACUGGGAAAAAUGUCGCAGAUAUUGUUGUAAUAUUAAAAACCCUUCCGACAAAAGAAUGUGUGUGUGCUUUGGGAAACAGAGUUGUUGAAGAUCUCAAGGCAUCAAACCCUAAAGAAGUAUUAGACAUGUCAGUCACAGAACAGGGCUUUGAUAUAAGAGCUCCGGAAGCAACGGUUAGGGUGUUAGUUACAACCGUUCACCAAAAUCUAAGAAAGCUCGAUCCUGAACUUCAUAUGGACUACAAGAUUUUGCAAAGGCAUCUUGCAGCCAUUCGGCACAGUCGAUGGUUUGAAGAAAAUGCGCAGCAUUCUACUGUGAAAGUUCUUAUUCGACUUCUGAGAGAUUUGAGAAACAGAUUUGAAGGAUUUGAGCCUCUAAAUCCUUGGAUAUUAGAUCUACUGGCGCACAGUUCGAUUAUGAAUAAUCCGAGUAGGCAGGCACUUCCUGUUAAUGUUGCGUUCAGGCGAGUGUUGCAGCUUUUGGCAUCAGGGCUGUUUCUUCCAGGAUCUUCCAGUAUUACUGACCCCUUUGAAACAAACAAUAUAAGAAUUCAUACAUCGUUAAGUUUAGAACAGCAAGAUGUUGUUUGCCUUACUGCUCAGACGUUGAUAAGAAUACUCGCCGUCGCUGGUUUUAAGCCUAUUUUAGACGGAGAUGGAAGUUUAAUAACAGAGACGAGCGAAUGGGGAGGUGUCGUCAUUUCUCCUCUUGAUAAGGCGUACGAAAAACCCCCUGAGAGCAAACAGGACGAACAAGGAGGUGGUGGUGAAGGCGAGGAAAUGGAAGAGUCAGAAAUCCCCGGUGAAGACCAAAUGGAAACUACUGACCAUUAGAGCAUAUUAAGCAUUUUUUAAGCAUUUUCAUUCUUAAUUUUAUAUUACAACCAUGUUCAAUUUGUAUUUAUCAAUACAAAAAUAUAGCUGUUCGUUUUGUAAAAUAGUUGUAAAACUUUGAUAAAAGUGUGUUCUUUUAGGAAUUUUUGAGUGUAUAUAAGAUAUCUUGACUCAAACGGUUCAUCUUUUUAAGUCUGUCUCUCUUAUUUAUAUUUUUAAAAAAGUAUCUUUUGAAACAAAUAAUAAAAAUUCAGAUUGGUCAAAAAGAAGGAUCCAAGACAGACAAUUUUUUAUGUUUUAAAUUUAAUUUAAUUUAAAGAAUUGUUCUCCGCAGAAUACAUAGGAAUAAAUGUACAAAAUAAUAAAUAUUUAUACUGAAUAUAUAAUUAGACUUA
Molecule: messenger RNA, 1770 nt
Organism: Cimex lectularius (bed bug)
Lineage: Eukaryota; Metazoa; Arthropoda; Insecta; Hemiptera; Cimicidae
Product: interleukin enhancer-binding factor 2 homolog
Exons: 8
Coding region: 170-1375 (401 amino acids)
Source: RefSeq, a predicted model, not a curated record